UGUCUUUCUACCUUCAUUCGUUUCCAAUCUUCGAGCGUACUGUCGAGUGACGAGCCGACCGCCGUGAGUGUGUGUAAUGUCGACAAGAAUGUUGACGUUUAAUUCAGCUCGUCGGAAGCAACGAAUACGCGUCGCGCGAGCCUCGUGAAUAACGUCAAUGGAUUCCUCGUAACUUGCUGCACACAGUCGUGAUAAUGUUACGCACCGUGGAGUUCACAUAAAUCUGUAAUCUUCAUGAACGAACGAUCGUCGUUCGCGCGAGGGCUUUGGCUCGAACUGUGAUGCGCCAUAUUGGUUUUAAGAGAAUUGUUAACACUGUGGGUUUUAGGUGUGAAUCAGUUUCAUUGCAUAAAUGCAGGUAGAUUAAUUAGGCCACGACGAUGGAAGAGACUAAGAUCAUAUAUCACAUCGACGACGAGGAGACCCCUUACCUGGUGAAGCUCACCAUCUCGCCGGAAAGGGUCACUCUAGCCGACUUCAAAAAUGUCUUGAAUCGGCCGAAUUACAAGUAUUUCUUCAAAUCAAUGGAUGAUGAUUUUGGUGUGGUGAAAGAAGAAAUUGUAGAUGAUGAUGCCCAUCUUCCCUGUUUUAAUGGACGUGUUGUUUCAUGGCUGGUAUCUGCUGAAGGCAGCAAUGUAUCAGAUGGUGCAUCACAGUGCACAGAUUCAGUAGCACACAGUGAGGCAAAACAUGAUCGUGUUGAUCAUGUGACACCUGGUCACACAAAUCGUGGCCCACCCCCAUUGUCACAUGAUGACACUCUAACUGAAACCGAAAGUAUUACAAGUAGUCGACAAGGGCAUCAUUUGCACAAAAGUUCAAGACAUCAUUCAGAUAAAUAUGAGAAAUACAAUAAAUACAAUGGACUUCGUAUAAAUGGCCAUUCAAAACAUAGAUCAGGCCAUGGUUAUGAGACUGCCUCUAUUUUAAGUUCAGAUUUAGAAACAACAACAUUUUUAGAGUCAGACGAUGAUGCUAGUAGCCGUAUAACAUCAACAACUGGCAGACAUACCAAUAUGAGUAGUACAGUUGACAGAGCAACUUUAGAGCGGCGUAGACCACAAAGAAGAAGGCGUCAUAGAUUGCCACCUAUGUCUAGAACAUCAUCCUUUAGCAGUAUCACAGACAGCACAAUGUCCUUGAACAUCAUAACAGUUUCAUUGAAUAUGGAUACUGUCAAUUUCCUUGGGAUUAGUAUUGUUGGUCAAAGUAACAAAGGUGGAGAUGGUGGAAUCUAUGUUGGUUCAAUAAUGAAAGGGGGAGCAGUUGCUCUAGAUGGCCGAAUAGAACCUGGUGACAUGAUUCUUCAAGUAAAUGACAUUAAUUUUGAAAAUAUGUCUAAUGAUGAGGCAGUUAAAGUAUUGCGUGAAGUAGUUCAAAAACCAGGACCAAUCAAAUUAGUUGUUGCAAAAUGCUGGGAUCCAAAUCCAAAAGGUUAUUUCACAAUACCGCGUACAGAACCUGUACGGCCUAUAGAUCCCGGCGCUUGGGUAGCCCAUACAGCUGCUAUAAGAGGUGAAGGUUUUCCUCCGCGUCCGCCAAGCGCCACAACAUUAACUUCAACAUCGAGCAGUCUUGCAAGCACACUGCCAGAUACGGAACGACCAUUGGAAGAACUUCAUCUUACGGUGAAUACCGAUAUGCCGACAGUAGUACGAGCAAUGGCUCGACCUGACUCAGGGUUGGAAAUCCGUGAUCGUAUGUGGCUUAAAAUAAUAAUACCAAGUGCAUUUAUUGGAGCAGAUGUUGUGGAUUGGCUUAAUAAUCACGUAGAGGGAUUUAUUGAUCGACGCGAUGCAAGAAAAUACGCAUCUCUUAUGCUAAAGGCCGGCUUCAUUAGGCAUACGGUGAACAAGAUAACAUUUUCUGAACAAUGUUAUUAUAUAUUUGGUGACUUGUGUUCAGCUAUGAGUAGCAUGAAACUAGAUUGCGAUACAGUCGGACCAUUACCUCCGCCGAAUGCCUGGGAUAUGCCUUAUUCAGGAACAUAUGCACCUCAUUCUGCAACUGGUUACAGUCCAAUGCCAUUUAAUUUCACUAACGAACCAACUGUAUAUGGUUACCAUCGAGAAGAAAGUGUUCAUAGUGGUUCAGGCGGCAGUAGCGCAGGUAGUGAACACAUUUGCAAAGAACCUAUACAUGAUUUGAAGUCCUGUUCUUCAGCAUCUGAAUCUGAAUUGCAUAUUCCAUCAGUGCCAACUAUGCCAAGUAAGAAUUCUGGCAAUGGGAAUGGUUCAAAUGGAAAGAGAUCUAACGGUAGUCGCAGUCGUUCCAGUGGUUCUGAACAAUCUGUGCAGACAGGAACUGGUUCAGGAAAUCAACAGAACCAGCAAGACUUAUCUGAGCGGCGUAUGCACGAGGAAACUCGUACACUGACUAGCGAUUUGGACAACAAUAGCAGAGACAAUAUCUAUGAGGAAGAUAUUUUGGAGUACCAGUUUCUGCACAAGUGAAGAUACUUGUUAAUGCAAUACGUAUACGUAAUGGUGGUAAUAGGAGUUGAAAAAUGGAAAUUCAGGUGUAUUUCCACUUGACCUUGAAUUAGGUGGACGGAAAUAGCGAACGCGAGACAUAUAUAUAUUUAUAUAUAUAUAUAUAUAUAUUUAAUAGACGAAUUUUGAUAAAGCGUCAUAGAAAAUAAAGAAUCUAAACUAUCGUAUAUAAAUAUAUAUAUAUAUAUAAUUUGUAAUGGCUAUACAUAAAAGGAGAAGAUAGAUUUAAGGCCAUCGAAUUUCCAUGUGGUAUUUAAUAUCACCCGAGAAUGUGUAUAACGCGACACUAUAUAUAAAUUUCGAGAGAAGAAAAAGAAACGAUGGCGAAAAAGCGUGCUUUUUUAACGCAGGGUGCAUGUAGAUUGAAAAAAAAAAAAAAAAAAAUAAUCCUCGUUAAAUCUAUAUAUAUAUAUAUGUUUUAUCGAUAAUAUUCCUAUGUUUCGUUUUUUAUUUUUCUUUUUUUAUCUCGGAUAAAUAAUCGCGACGAUUCUUUUAUCUAUUAUUUUCACUAUAUAUCUUUUUAUCUCGACUAUCAGUUUAAAAGAUUUCCUAGAUUGGACUGUAAAAACAUUUUAGUCUUUAAAAAGUAGAAGUUUCAUAUUUUUUUUUAAACUGAUCUGCUUUUUUGCUUCUUCUUUUUUUCCCAAAUAAUGAUUAUAAUGUUAUGAUAUGGCUGUAUUUUUAAUUAUACGGGUAUAUGAACAUCAAAUUUACGAAAUGCGAAAUCGAAACGAAGAUUUUGCGUGUAUCGAAAAGAAGAAAAGAAGAGAGGAGCAAAAUGUGUCAGUAAAAUACGAGAUGAUAUUCGCAAAAUUCCUGAUUUAUUAGUACAACUUAUGACUGCAAAUACGUCUGUAAUCAAGUGUUAAUUCAUGCAAUGAAAAUUAAUUAGUAUGAAGCAUAUUAUACAGUUGUUGUAAUUGUAUUAUCGUUUCACUCUUGAAUUUUACGCUUAGACGAAAAAAAGAAGAAAAAGGAAAAAUUGUAACGCUUGAACUAUAAACAACACCGAUAACACUUUUUAUCGAUCUUUGUGAAUGAAAAAAAAUAUUCCAUUCCAGUUUUCGUGUUGAUUCAAUCGAACAGCCUGCAAGUUAUUUCAAACAUAGGCGACCGUAAUUUCAGAAAUUGUCCUUCUAAUUCAAACGAAUGCCGUACUUUGUUGAAUUUGCUUUAUACUAAAUAAUUGAGAACUCGAUGUAUGUACAAUUUUAUUUUUCCAUGCCACUUCAACCAAUUACUCGUUAAGGGAAAGGCAAUACGUAAAUAAAUUGUAAAGAUAGGAUUGUAUAAUUGAUGGAACAUUCUCUCAUUCCCCGGUUCUGCGUGCAAGUUUGUACGAGUAAGUGUGAUGACGAUGAUGAUAACUGCACUGUCGUGUGCUAGCACGGAUCUUCUCCCCUCUCACUGUAAGAAUCACGAAUAAAAAUGAACAUGGCGACAGGGAAAUGGAAGGGAAGGAAGUAUGCCUCGACCAGUCAAUAAGAAUCGAAUGAAAGUUUAUUUAUUCAGACACGUUCGAACAUGUUAUUCCGAUUGAGGUAUUUCAAUGUCAUUUAGAGUACCAUAGUACAAGGCAACAAGAUAGUCAAUCGAUAUUGCAUUUACAGACAGAUAGUUGAUUCCUUGUAUUUUUUAUCCCUUUGCGAGACAAAUAUCUGCGGACUUUCUUAUUAAGACUACGGCCGUGUACACGGCGUGUCAUCGAUACCCUAUUUGCGAUGUUCAACGAUUUUUACACUAUUUAUUAUAUUACGUGAGACUAAGAGAUUUGUAAAAAAGAAAGAAAGAAAGAAAAAAAAGCUAGAGAACGGAGGAAAAGGAAGCGGCGCAUUCGCCAGAUCGACAAAAUAAUAAACGACCUCUUCAAUGUGUGUGUUUCGUGGAAACGUUGCGAGACUGGUGUGACAGACUAUGAACGUUGAGACGAGAUUAUCUUCUCUCAACGCUCCCGUUUUUUCUUUCGCGAAGAAUUUGUUGCGAGGAAAGAAAAGAAAAGAAAAGGAAAGAAAGAAGGAAGAAUAAAAGAUGUAACGUGAACGAGUUUAUAUCCCAUAGUAUGUACGAUCACGUGGAUGUAACGAAUGAUUACAGCGGCUCAGAUUAUUCCGUAAGAUCGGGUAAAGAUCUACAAGAAGCGUAAGCUAAAAUAGAACGACGAAAGAAUUCAAUACAUGUAGUAGUGUGUGGAUAUACAGGGAAAUAGAUUGUAAAGAUUUUUAUGACUGUCUGAAA
Messenger RNA from Frieseomelitta varia, 4727 nucleotides. RefSeq names its product segment polarity protein dishevelled homolog DVL-3 (gene dsh). Gene Ontology annotation, biological process: canonical Wnt signaling pathway; intracellular signal transduction. Bases 381 to 2453 code for a protein of 690 amino acids. Gene Ontology annotation, cellular component: cytosol. The record is from RefSeq and is a predicted model, not a curated record. The transcript is spliced from 11 exons. NCBI's taxonomy places the organism in Eukaryota, Metazoa, Arthropoda, Insecta, Hymenoptera, Apidae. Gene Ontology annotation, molecular function: frizzled binding.